This is a messenger RNA of Hibiscus syriacus, 1647 nucleotides long. Its product is annotated as auxin response factor 19-like. Gene Ontology annotation, cellular component: nucleus. The record is from RefSeq and is a predicted model, not a curated record. The transcript is spliced from 11 exons. Lineage: Eukaryota; Viridiplantae; Streptophyta; Magnoliopsida; Malvales; Malvaceae. Gene Ontology annotation, molecular function: DNA binding. The coding region runs from base 91 to 1647 and encodes 518 amino acids. Gene Ontology annotation, biological process: regulation of DNA-templated transcription; response to hormone.
UGAAGAAAGUUGAUCUCUGGAAGAGCAACAAAAUUCAUUGGGUUCCUUCCCAUAAGUUCAUAUUUUUUGAAUUGAUUCAAAUUAGUAAGCAUGAAAGCUCCACCAAAUGGAAUUUUGGCAAAUCCUGCGGAAGGAGAUAGGAAGAGUAUCAAUUCAGAAUUAUGGCAUGCAUGUGCUGGACCACUUGUUUUUUUGCCACCAAUUGGAAGCGUGGUGGUCUACUUUCCUCAAGGCCACAGUGAGCAAGUUGCAGCAUCAAUGCAGAAGGAGACUGAUUUCAUACCGAGUUACCCUCACCUUCCUUCCAAGUUGAUUUGCAUGCUCCAUAACCUUACACUGCAUGCUGAUCCAGAAACUGAUGAGGUCUCUGCCCAGAUGACUCUUCAACCUCUAAACAAAGUAGGAAGAAUCUUUAUUGUACUUCUGUACAGUAUGACAAGGAAGCAAUACUGGCAUCUGAUAUGGGCCUCAAGCAAAGCAGACAACCUGCUGAGUUCUUUUGUAGCUCUUACAGCUAGUGACACUAGCACUCAUAGCGGAUUUUCUGUCCCUCGUCGAGCAGCUGAGAAUCUUCCCUCCUCUGAUUUUUCAAUGCAACCACCUUGUCAAGAGAUAGCAACAAGAGAUUUACAUGAAAAUGCAUGGACUUUUAGACAUAUUUAUCGAGGUCAACUUAAGAGGCACAUUCUGACUACCGGUUGGAGUGUCUUUGUUAGCACAAAAAGACUCUUUGCUGGUGAUUCAGUUCUUUUCAUAAGAGAUGAGAAGUCACAGCUUCUUUUGGGUAUAAGGCGAACUAACAGACAGCAGCCGACUCUCUUGUCAUCAGUAAUUUCUGGUGAUAGCAUGCAUAUAGGGAUCCUAGCCGCUGCAGCAAAUAACAGCCUAUUUACCAAAUUCUACAACCCGAGAGCAAGCCCUUCUGAGUUUGUGAUCCCCUUAGCGAAAUAUAGCAAAGCUAUGUAUACCCAAGUUUCUCUUGGCAUGCGGCUUAGAAUGAUGUGCGAUGGAAAAACUCACAGUGGCGUAUCUACAGGUAUUCUUUUGACAUGUGCCUGGUAUACUUCCAGCGGAAAUGCAUUAACAUGUGCCAAUGGUAUACUCGUAGAAUUUUUCCUGCUGGACCGUACAUACAUUUUUAAAGUUGGAUGGGAUGAAUCUACAGUUACUGAAUGGCCAAGGCGAGUUUCACUUUGGGAAAUUGAGCCUGUUGUAUCUCUUUUCUUCAUAUGUCCACCUCCAUUUUUCAGGCCCAGGUUUCAAAAGCAACCAGGGAUGCUAGAUGAUGGUUCUGAUGUUGAGAGUGCUUUCAAGAGAGCUAUGCCUUGGCUUGGAGAUGAGUUUGGUAUGAAAGAUCCCCCUAGUUUAAUCUUCCCUGGUGUGAGUUUAGUUCAGUGGAUGAGCAUGCAACAAAAUAAUCAGUUUCCAACUGCUCAAUCAGGAUUCUUUCCAUUCAUGGCUUCUUCGAAUCCGCUGCAAAACAUUCUAAGCAUUGAUGAUCCUUCCAAAUUAUUGAAUUUUCAAGCUCCUGUACUACCUGAAUUGAAUACGCAAUUUAAUAAAGCAAAUCCAAACCAGGUCAACCAGUUGCCUCAGGUACCUGUGGCUUGGCCCCAGCAGAUAUUGCAGACUCCUUCAAGUCAAUAG